Molecule: messenger RNA, 318 nt
Organism: Striga asiatica
Lineage: Eukaryota; Viridiplantae; Streptophyta; Magnoliopsida; Lamiales; Orobanchaceae
Source: the annotation of a GenBank genome assembly
UGUUUGUCUCUUCCCAUACACUCUCUUGUAGGGCACAACCGCACAACCCUUCGAAUUAAGGGGGAGCUUAGAAAUCGAGCAUUCAUUUGCCGGUGCACGAUGAGUUUAAUUAUUGAUAUAGAAAUCGGGGAGCCAAAGCCGAGUUCGGGCCACACCACUCUAAUAUUCGGCGUCUAUAGUCUAUGUUUUCUGACCAAAAAAUGGGGAGAUGAAGUGUUUUACUUUAUCACUGUUUGCAUUUCUCUUCCUAAUCUCUUUUAUAUCAGUUUUUUCUUUUCAUUGUGUUAUUUAGAGGGAGUUGUUGAUUAUGCUUUGGAC